This is a messenger RNA of Hypoxylon trugodes, 3846 nucleotides long. RefSeq lists its product as uncharacterized. Lineage: Eukaryota; Fungi; Ascomycota; Sordariomycetes; Xylariales; Hypoxylaceae. Gene Ontology annotation, molecular function: GTPase activator activity. The coding region runs from base 324 to 3632 and encodes 1102 amino acids. The transcript is spliced from 2 exons. Gene Ontology annotation, biological process: regulation of mitotic cytokinesis. The record is from RefSeq and is a predicted model, not a curated record.
CCUUAACUGGUCGUGUGUGUUCCCUGUACUGCUGCUUUGCCAGUAAAGUAAAUAUUGGACCAGUCCCUGUCCCGCAUAAUAGACGAAUCGUCGCGCCAGGCCUCUCGAUCUACGACCGUCGACUAGUUUACCUGCACUACACAGGCAUUCGACAUAGGAGUUUUAUAAGAGCAGGUUCAUCUGCAUUCUUGUACUUUUAAAACACGGGAAUUCCCAUGUCUCAAUGAACAAUGGUCACGAGAACGCCGAAGAGUUUUGACUUUUCUUCCUCACGCCUCUUUACAGAAGGCAGCUCUCUGUUCUCCUAACGCCCGUUCUCCAAGAUGCAGACGGUUCCUAGUCUCAUUGGAGCCGGUACUGCGGUCGCUGCCGCGGCGACGGGUCUGGCUUUUGGCGAACUUUCGGAUGGACAAACCCCUCCGCAACCAGACUUAAACAAGAGAAAGUCAAUAAUAUCUGAGAGGGACUUCUUAAACGUCUUUUCUUCAUCCCGCCCUGGAACAACGAGUUCCACUGCCCCUAAUACCUCGAACAACGCUUUUACGCAAGACUCGAAUCGACCCUUCCCCUCGAUUAAUGCGACAGCCCAACCGCGAAUUCCUCGAAGACCCUCGCACACACAAAUAACACCCCCGAAAUCCUCGGCUGCGCGAUAUACAUCCGUAAGACAAGGCGAAUUUGCGCCUGCGAGUCCUAUAGUUGAAGACUCGCGUGAUUCCCUUUCUUCGAACGGUUCCUGGAUGCGAAGGUUGUCUAUACGGCCGCUAUCCCAACACGAAAGUUUGAGAUCAAGUAUCGGCCCUGACUCACCCUCGAUCACCUUCUCCCACGGUUCUGCGGCGCCAAUAUUAGGGGCUCCGGGACACUCAUCUCCGCAACUACCUCCUAAUAAACUAGUAAAACGCGCAUCAGCGAUCAAUGGAGGGGAGACAGGCUCGUUAGUACGGCGAGGUUCAAGAGCACAGAUGACACUGCGAAGACCGGCCACAAGCCAUCAAAGAUCCGCUACAUUACAUCAGCAGAUCAACGCCGAAACUCUACCGCCACUACCAAAAAUAUCUUUUGAUAGUCGUCCCAGAGCUCAGACUUUGGCUAGUCCGCAGGAGCCUGUUUUCGUUGCGCCCGCCGAGGGACCAUCGACGUGGAAGUCCUUUUGGCAUUCCCGAAUAUCUCGAUACACGACGAAGUCGUCCUCACUAAGGAGUGGCGAUAACGCCGGGCUCCCUGAUUCCAAACGAAUUUGUGUGGAACAUCAGGGUCAGCGACGGGCUUUUCUGAUAGCCCCGAGAUCUCUGAUCAUGGGCUCCUCGGCCUCGGAGGUGCCGGUAGAAACACUUGUUGAGCCAGAAAGCCCGACUAAUACUGACGGCAGCCCACAAAGUUCAGAGAAGUCUUCAGGGUCCCCUGAAGCCACGCCAUCCAAACAACCUAAACGGUCUAUGUCAAUGCAUUUUAGUUCGCCUACGAAUUGGAUAUCGAAAACUGGGAGUCUUCGGCGUCGUAAACGCGGUGAUACGGUGGGCGGGACGAAACGACAUGUAUCUGCACCAGUCACAACAGAGACCGAACCAACAACGGCUCCCGACGCAGUUGAUCACGAAGAAAAUUCUAAAGAGGCAGAAGAGCCACGUAAUAUCGAGACAGAUCUUCCUACCGUUUUCCGACCUAAUCGAAAGCGAAAUUCUUCGUCACCCCUACCGCCUAUUACACGACUCUCAAGCUUUCACAUUGAUCUAAACAAGCUUGGGUCGAUGGGUACAGGCCAAUCAGAUGAGUUGACGACGAACUCUGCAUCGUCUCAAAGAGUCGUUUCAAAUACCUCUCAAGCUCGUACUUUCGAUCGCUCUUCCACUACUGCCAGCUCCGAGUACCAUCGCGGGUUUACUUCCGGGGAUGAUGACGACACUGACUUCAAGACGGACACGCCCUUUGACUCGUUUCGGACGGUUGCGUCGGGACGUCGGAGAACUCUCGAUAGCCCCCUUGAGUCGAUGUUCGACGAGUCGCCCCCAAGCACUGCUGGCAACAAUAGUAAACCGAAGCGAUUAUCAAUUCAGGAGAUCAUGGGGCCGGCCUUUGAUAUCGGAAAUAAGAUUAUGGAAGAGGAUGAAGGUCUCUCCACCCCUAUCCGAGGAGUAUACGAAGAUGAGGAUGGCUUCGAGUCUAACCCGGUUUCUCCGACUUCGGUCAUACGUAGAGAUGACCCCCGAUUCUCGUUCGAUGACGAUGACGACGAUCUCGACUGGGACAAGGAAGAAGAUGACGGCAUUUAUAAUCAUCUAUCUCCGCCAAGUUCCAUGAACUCGCGAAGGGGAAGCCCUAAUUCCCGAACGGCACUAGCUAGUAUUAACGGCAACGCGAGACCGACAGCACGAUCUAAUGCGCGUACUGACCCGGCUAGAGAACGACCUCGAAGUACCGUUUUUGACUGGACAGAACCUACUGCGCACGAGAAGCAUGAUGGUGAUGGUAGUCAUGCACGGCCGAAGACGGUCCAUGGUAAGCAGGAAAUUGACGUCAGAGGCGGACGUUCUGCGAAUCGUAAGGGACCUACACCCGCUCAUGUGAGGAGCCAAAGCGUUCCGGUUGUCCCGGAGCAGUCAGAAACUACGAGUUCGACUCCCAAAUUCGGAACCUGGGGUCUUGGACAAAAGAAUGCCAGUGAGGACUGGGAUGACGACUUCGAAUUUGAGGAGGAGGAUGACUUCGAUUUGUCUCCAAGCAAGAGAGAUGAAGGACGCUUCGCGAUGGUGGUCCCUGCGUCAAUCCAGGCUACGCAACCUACGAUCAAAGCCCACUCUGGACAGAUUCGAGAACUGUCGCUUCUAGUUAACGAUCUAAAGCGCUUAUGCAGACUUGGUCGUGAGAUGGAUAUGCUCAGUGGUACGUGCGCAAAGCUCUGGAGAGAAGCUGAGGGUAUCAUUGCUCUGGCAUCCCCCGACGAAGAACCGUCCGAGGCCAGUGAGUCGAGACAAGGCUCCUCGAGUUCGAGUGGUGAUCUUCCCGAAGUCCGAUUUGUCGAUCAAGGACUGGACGGGGCCUCCCUGGAUAUCCACGGCUCUUCUAGGGUAUCGGAAAGCCAGCGGAAUGCAGUUGUCCGUGAUCGCCCUGUUGGCCGACGCCGGUCGGUCUUUUCUCCAGAUGACGACAUAUUCGGUACAUGGGAUCAAGCCGAUGAAGAGCAAGCUCCUGUUCGACCAAGAACGCCGGAGAACAGAGUUGGUAAUCCCGAAUUCGGUUCAUCUAGUGUAGCGAGAUCUGUCAUGGAAGCAAUGCAUUCGCGUCAAUCAAGAUUGAACGCGAGUCGCGAAGAGAAUGAGUCCUCCGGCAAGCUCAACUUCGAUACAAACAGCCUUAAAGAACUAGUCAAGCGAGCAAGUGACUUACGAGAUGGCCUAUCUGAUGUCGUUCGCAAGGCAGAUCAUCUUACGCAGAGUCCAGCACGAACUCCAAAGCACACGAGGGCAGAUGGUAGCCCUGCUUUUACACGAGUAUUUGACGAACCUACGUCAAGUCCGACGAGACGACUACCACAUAGCCAAAGUAACAACUCCAUACUCAGCAACGGCUCAGUUGGUGCGUCUCCAUCAAAUGGGAUCAGUCAACGAAUGCAGAUGAUGACUGUUAGUUGAAAUAGCACGAUUUGUGUAGUUGAUCCCAACGAAACACCCCCUCCCCGACUGAAUCCUCAUAGUCUAAUUCUAGUGGGAGCUAUGUAUAUGUGAAGCCGUCAACUUUUCUCGAUUUGCAUAGCGCAGGAUCGGUUUUUAGUUUUUCUUUUAUUACUGCGCCCAUAUACAAAGGAACUUCGCGUUUCCGUCUAAUUAAUUGAGGAAACGCCGAGAA